Sitophilus oryzae (rice weevil) is the source of this 1670-nucleotide messenger RNA. RefSeq names its product golgin-84 (gene Golgin84). The transcript has 8 exons. Lineage: Eukaryota; Metazoa; Arthropoda; Insecta; Coleoptera; Curculionidae. The coding region runs from base 155 to 1570 and encodes 471 amino acids. The record is from RefSeq and is a predicted model, not a curated record. Gene Ontology annotation, cellular component: Golgi cisterna; Golgi membrane. Gene Ontology annotation, biological process: retrograde transport, vesicle recycling within Golgi; Golgi organization.
AACCUAAAAUUAUUUUGACGUUUUGAUAUCAACUCAAAACCUAUGAUUAAAACUUUCUGCAAUAAAAAUAUAAAAUUCAUUAUAGUUUAUAUUAUGAUUGAAGUUAUAUGUUUAUGAAGAUCGAUCGUUAUAGCUUCAAGUAUAAUAAUCUAUUAUGGCAUGGUUUCAAAACCUUGCUGGACAUGCAGAGGAUUUAUUAAAUAAAAUAGAUCAAAAUGCUGCUACUGUUCUAAAUGAAGGAAAUAAGCUAAUAUCAGAAGAAAAUGAACAUGGAUAUGUGAACAACGGUGAUAAAAAUUUAGCUCGAGUGUCUAGUGAAGAAGUAAUAAGAAACAUUAACAAUGAACAAAUUCAAGAUAAUUCACUACCUGAAAUAGAUCCAGUGGUUAAUAGUGAAGUAAUUGUUACUAAUAUAUCUGAAGACGAAAACCCUGGUAUUCUAGAUGAAAGUCCCGUGGCUGAGGUAAAGACUAUUAAGAAUGAUAAUGCAUCUGUAUCAUCAAGUUCCAUGCACAACAGUUUCACUGAAACUAAGGAAAUAGAAGAUCUCCAUUUAAAAGUUGCAAGAUUAGAAUUAGAAAACCACGAAGUGACCAAGGAGUUGUUGAAUAUACAGCAUUUAUAUUUAGAGAUGAGAAAUGAAAAUGCAAACCUGCAUAGUCAAAUUGAAAGGAUAAAUGAGCAACUUAUUCAAUCCCAAAAAGAGAAAGAGCAGUAUGUUAUUAGGGCACAGCGUAUUCUACAAGAGAAAGAGAAAUUAAUUGAACUUAAGCAGACAAAUAAUUCUGGUGAACAAGGCAGAAAUAUUUUUGAAACAUAUAAUGAGGAACUCAAGAAGGAAUUAGAAUUUUUGAAAGACAAGGUAGCUGAAUUAAAUAAAAAGAAUGAAAACAUGCUAAAUGAUAUGCACUCUCAACAAAUGCAACACCAGGUUAUUCAGAACCGAAUGGCACAAUCCAAUCAGCUUUUAGAACAGAGUCUGUUAACUGAAAAAAAGAAUCACUUUUUAACUGAGGAAGAUUGUGCACAAAAGACAAAGGAGUUACAAAAUAGAUAUGAUGAAUUAAGACAGUUGCAGAAUGUUAUCAAGAUUAAAAAUGAAGAAAUUGACAAAUUAAAGGAGAAUUACUCAAGAGUUUCAAAUACUUUAUCGCAUGAAGAAUAUGAAAAUAGAUUGAAAUCUUUAACGCAAACUAUUAUUUCAAAACAGAAUGCUUUAGAAACAAUUACUACAGAAAGAAAUGCUUUAAGAGUACAGUUGGAAAAAUUACAGAUAGAACAUGAGAGAAAAAUUACACAGCUAAAGAAUGAUAAAGUGAAUGUAAUAAACAUCCAAGAGUUUAAUGAGGAAAAAAGCUACAUGUCAAAUUUCCUGAGGGUGACACCACAUGAUGCUGCAGUAACCAGAAGAGUGAAGCAUGCCUAUUCAACCUUAGAUGCCUUGAGUGUUCGAACAGGAAUAUUUCUUAGGAGAUACCCUGUAGCUCGGGUGUUUGUUUUCCUUUAUAUUGUUAUUGUACAUAUAUGGGUCCUAACUAUAUUGCUGUGGUAUGUUCCUUCAAAUCAGUAACAGAAGUGUUAAAAAUUUAAUAUAUUUUAUUUAAUUGUUUCAAGUUAUGUUAGGAACGUGAUAUUUGUUAAUGUAUUAAAUAUAGCUAAUUAUAAAUCAG